Chelonia mydas (Green sea turtle) is the source of this 13428-nucleotide messenger RNA. RefSeq names its product potassium inwardly rectifying channel subfamily J member 10 (gene KCNJ10). Bases 765 to 1904 code for a protein of 379 amino acids. Gene Ontology annotation, biological process: regulation of monoatomic ion transmembrane transport; potassium ion import across plasma membrane. The transcript has 3 exons. Gene Ontology annotation, cellular component: plasma membrane. NCBI's taxonomy places the organism in Eukaryota, Metazoa, Chordata, Testudines, Cheloniidae. The record is from RefSeq and is a predicted model, not a curated record. Gene Ontology annotation, molecular function: inward rectifier potassium channel activity.
ACUUUCCCUGGGAGCGGUAACAUGACCCUAUCUGAGUGAGGGAUUGAUUUCCACCUCAUUAACUUUCCUCUCAAACUUUCACUCUCCAUCCUCCCUCUCCCGCCCCUUGCGUCCCACCUUUCACUGCCAGUUCUUUCUUUCUUUCUUUCUUUCUUUCUUUCUUUCUUUCUUUCUUUCUUUUACACUCCCCAGCUCCUCCCACCCCCCUGGGCCCCUCCAAUCACUGCCAGCCCCAUCCUUCUGCGAUAGGGCCCUCGGGAAUGUCAAUCAACUCCCUUUGCCGCCCCCUCCUUUUAAAAAAUAAUCCUUUCAUUCAAUUGAACUUGAACAAAGUUUUGUAAGAGGGGAAGAAAAAAAAAGAGGCAUGAAAUAGAUGGGAGACCAGGGCUUUUCAGAGCCUCUUAUCUGAUUGUGGAAACAGCACUUAAGAGCCCUUGCCCCCGCGCCACUGCAGCUGAACCUUGGCAGUUUAGGGCACCAACUUUACCCCGCUCGGCUCGCAGUGUGAGAAAGUUUUGCACACCACUGCUCCGACCGGGCGAAGGGGGGAUCGGGUCGUUUUCAUCUCAGGUUCCACCACAGUCCAGCCAUCGUGGACCCCGCCUGCGAACUGUCCCUCUUCCUCUGGACUCAAGGCUUCUCCACUAUUUGAAGUGCGCGGGGGAGACAGACUGAUAAGUGAGCCCAUGAAUCAGAAGGGCUAAUAAACACACUACGGUGUCCCUGGUGGAGAUAGAGGGCAGGAUCUCAAUCACAAAAAUCCUAUGAUGACUUCCGCCACCAAGGUGUACUACAGCCAGACCACCCAGACCGACAGCCGCCCCCUCAUCGGCUCUGGCCUGCGCAAGCGGCGCGUGAUGACCAAGGAUGGCCGGAGCAACGUGCGGAUGGAGCACAUCGCUGACAAGCGGUUCCUCUAUCUCAAGGACCUGUGGACCACCUUCAUCGACAUGCAGUGGCGCUACAAGCUGUUGCUCUUCUCCGCCACAUUUGCCGGCACCUGGUUCAUCUUCGGGGUGAUCUGGUACCUGGUGGCCUUACUGCAUGGGGACCUACUGGAGUUCGACCCCCCGGCCAACCACACCCCGUGCGUCAUGCAGGUACACACGCUGACUGGAGCAUUCCUCUUCUCCCUGGAGUCCCAGACCACCAUUGGCUAUGGCUUCCGCUACAUCAGCGAGGAAUGCCCCUUGGCCAUUGUACUGCUCAUCAGCCAGCUGGUUCUCACCACCAUCAUGGAGAUCUUCAUCACCGGCACGUUCCUGGCCAAGAUCGCCCGUCCCAAGAAGAGAGCUGAGACCAUCAAGUUCAGCCAGAACGCGGUGGUAGCCCAACACAAUGGCAAGACCUGCCUGAUGAUCCGGGUGGCCAACAUGCGCAAGAGCCUGCUGAUUGGCUGCCAGGUGACCGGCAAGCUGCUCAACACCUACCUCACCAAGGAAGGGGAGUGUGUCCGGCUUAACCAGGUCAAUGUGGACUUCCACGUGGACACGGCUUCUGACAGCCCCUUCCUCAUCCUACCCCUCACCUUCUACCAUGUGGUGGAUGACUCCAGCCCCUUGCGGGACACGGCCCUGCGCACGGGCGAAGGAGACUUCGAGCUGGUGGUGAUCCUCAGCGGCACGGUGGAGUCGACCAGCGCCACCUGCCAGGUGCGCACCUCCUACCUGCCUGAGGAGAUCCUGUGGGGCUACGAGUUCAGCCCAGUCAUCUCCCUCUCAGCCAGCGGCAAGUACGUGGCUGACUUCAGCCUGUUUGACCAGGUGGUCAAGGUGUCGCCUCUGUGCUGCGUCCACGAGACAGUGCGGUUCGGGGACCCCGAGAAGCUGAAGCUGGAGGAGUCCUUCCGGGAGAAAUCAGAGCGGGAGGGCAGCCCCCUGAGCGUCCGCAUCAGCAACGUCUGAUCCUGCCCACCGCACACUGAGCUCCAAGGAGAUUCGCUUCACCCUUUCUUUUUAGCUGUUUUUUUCCCCUGGUCUCUUUCUUUCUUUCUUUCUUUCUUUCUUUCUUCCUUUCUUUCUUUCUUUCUUUCUUUCCUUCCUUCCUUCCUUCCUUCCAUGUCUCAUGGGGCAACUCCAGUGCUCCACUCUUUUUAGGAACGCACCGGAGGAUGGCAGCUUUAGUUCCCCCGAAAGUGCCACUCCUGUCCUUGCUGGGCCCGGGAGGCCCUGGGUCCAAGGGAGCAGCUGGGAUGCAACUCUUCCAUCCUCCAUGCCAAAGCAUUUUCCAAUCCCUCCUUUUCAGUGGCGUGGUGGCGGCAGCAUGACUGUCUGGGAGCACCGGGGCCCCCUGGGGGACAGCUGGUCACCAGCCAGGAGGACUGCACCUCCCGCCACAGAACACAGAUUCUGUAGGGUGUGGGGGGGUAACUACUCUGCCUUCGAUCUGACCCCGUCCUCACCAUGCAGACUCAAGCCUAAUGCCCAGCUAACCUGCCAGCGAGAGACAGUGCCAGGUGGCCCCAAGAGAAGCUGGCACCUCCCUCCCCUGCCCAGGACCUAGGAACAUAGCAAUGGCUACACUGGAUCCAACCAAGGACCCAUCUAGCCCAGUAGCCCAUCUCCAACAGUGGCCAGCACCAGCAUCCUCAGAGGCUGAAACUCUGUAGCAAUGGAAUAAGCUGCCCAUGGGGAAGUUUUCCUCCUGACCCCCACUGGCCCUGAAGCAGACCGGUGGAUAGCCCCUUCCAAAGCUCUUGGUUGUUUUCUUAGAUCCUUACUCUUCUAACUCUGGAUCGUCCUGUUACACAGAAAAAGGCCCAGUCCUUUUGCAAAUCCUGCUAAGCUUCUGGCCUCUAUGACCCUUGUGGCAGUGAGUUCCACCGGCUCACUGUGGGAAAAAACAUUUGUUUAAAUUUGCUGUGGGGAGCUUUGGGGGGAGGAUUUUGCCAACAGAAACAAUGGAUCUCUGAGAGCCCCCAAACUGUCUCCAUGGGAAUGAAGAGAGGGCAGCAUGAAGCUUUGAAAAGAGAAAUGGUCCCAGUUCAAAACACCUUCUGCCAUCCACAGGCCUUCAUGUGGUCCAUGGUGCUGGUCUAUUUUCCUGGAAUGUUGUGCAUACAGUCUAGGGGCCUGACGGGAGAUUAAUCCCCUUUGCUUGCUUCUCAGCACCAGGGACAGCUGGACCCAGGGCUGGCAGAGCCACACACAGACCUCAGAGCCAGCAAUUAGAGAGACUGCACACUGGGUUUGUGUCCCUGCUGUCAAGCAGCACCAGCAUCCAGUGCUCAUCACCCUGGGUUCCUCUCUCAGACCUCUCUGGGGAUUUUCAUCACACCUGAAGGAAGCUGCACUUCAACCGGAACCAGGUGCAGCUUUUGCAUCAUCAGCUUGGGUUGGCUUUUGUCCACACAAUGGUUAUAACACUGUGACAAAUCGGACUUGGAUUUCACUGCUGUUAUCACCAUGCUGCAGGCUUGGGAGCGCACGGCGGUAGUCGCUCCCAGCCACUGCAGUCUGCGCUCAAGGAGAACCCUCAUCAACUCUUAGCAAUACAGGGCCUGUGAUGGGUGGUCAAGCAGUUCUGAUUCCAUCCAGAAGAGAGCAGUGGCGACAGACCCACCAGCCAGUAUGAAUCCCCUGCAUUCAAGCCGGAAACCAGCAAUACCCCAGAGAAGUUAAAACGAAGGCGGACACUUACCUCUCCUUUGUACCCGAGCCCCAGGUACAGGCAUGCAGCUUAGACCCAGCCUUACCUCCACUGUCCCAAACAGACCUGCUGUGAUUUCGUUCUUUGUUACUGUAAAUUACUGACAUCAGAAAUGCUGAAUCCAGAAGCUGAGGCUAUGGGAAACCUGAUCGGUGUUAAAGAAAUGUUUGAUCUCAUUUUAUCCCAGGCUCUCUGAUCUGCCGGCUAUCGCAUCCGAUCUCUGUCACACAUUUCAAGGAUCAGUGUCUUGGAAGUCUGGGAACUGAGCGGGGACAUUAUACACUGAUCUGCAGUACUGUGUCUGUGUUUAAGGUGCCAUUUGAAAUUGAUUUUGUGCCUGCCACAUGGUCCCUAUAACAGUUUACUCAUGGGUCAGUUUCUUUCAUUUAAGGGUUUUGGAGGGUUUUUUAUUACAGUUUUAAAAAGAAAAAAACUUCAUAAAAUAUACAUUGACAAACAUUCACAAUGGCGAAGCUCUAGAUUGAACAGUAUUUAUAGAUCUUCUAACUUUUUAAAAGGCAGAGGACUAUUCAGGGAACUACAUGUUGGCUGAAUUGUUCUCUGCUGUGUGAAAACGAAGUGAAACCAUGUUUAAUUCUCUGUCUCCCUAGAAACAUGGUAUCGUGUAAAAAUGCAGACAGACUAGUUUAGUUUAUUAACUGGAGUGAUGGUAAUAGCUUCCACAGAGAGUUCUUUUUAACAAGUAAAGAGUUUAAAAAAAAAAAGCCCAGAAAAACAAAAGCUUAAUAGUUACACAGCAGCCAGUAACAGGUCAGAGCUAUUUUGACAUUGCUUUUAAAAUGGCACACAUUUUGCGUUACAAAAUCCCUAGUGGAUAACUGCUGCAGAGGCAUUUUCCAAAGCUGAAUAUCAGCGUUGUUCUGCUAUUUCCCUUUGCAAAAUGCCAGCAAAGAUUGGAUCACAUGAUGGAAAUGUCCCACAGAAAACACCACAGUCUGAUAGAUUAUCUCUGGGUUGGUUCAAAAAACCCAAAGGUAGGCUCUGAUUAUCUAUUGAAUUCUAAAGAACCCUAUAAUUUCUAUCUCCCCCUGUUCUGUUUCUAGAUCUCAUUGUUGGUUUCAUCCCUACCAAACCAUACGGAAUUUUUCCCAUCAGGGAUAUUAAAGUAAAAUUACUAUGCCCUGAACUAGCUGCCGGUCAGUUUCAGCACUGAUAUUCCCUGAAUGCAGAAAAAAAAUUGUUUGUUUAUAACCAUGUAACUUACAAAUGUCAGUUUCACAUCCAUUCCUAUCCCUUUAGACAGUGAGGAUAAUCACAACACGCCUGAGAUAUUGCCAGGCCAGGGGACUGAAGAGAGCAUCUCCUGAUGGAGAAGGGAGGGCCCUGGAUUGAGAUUAAGGCUACGACUUUGCCAUGCCAAUUUUUAGUUAAUUCCAUGGUGGAGGUGUGGGGAAGAAAACCCAUAGUCAUGGAAAGGUCAUGGCUUAGUUGUGGGGGCAUUGAGAACGAGCCUGGCCCACACUCACUCCGGAACAGCGGCUCCUGUCCCUUGGGGCAGGGGCUGACUCCCCGUUCCGGGCCGUCGCAGCACUACUCAGGUUUGGUGCAUCCACCUCUCCACGGAGGCGGACGCACCGCACCGUAUUUGAGUGGCGGAGCAACCGUGUGGUCCACGUCGCAAUGCCCAGUGCGGGGGGCCAGGCCCACAGGAGCUGCCUCUACCAGGGUCAGGGACCUUAUUAAAAUUCACGCCUACCAUGAACACUGUGAUGAGUAUAAAGGGAGAUUAUUUUUGGAGGAUGCAGGACAUAGACACACCCUAUGGUUCUCUCUGGCUCUUCAGCUGUCAGCCUAUGUCAGGGUCUCUCUGAAUUCUGGCCUGGGUUAUAUAUAGGCAUGCAUCCAGCAUGCAUCCUCCUGCUGCAAUAUGAGCUCACCCUGUAGCCUCAGAGCAGAGCUGUGGUUACAGAUGCUGCUGAACGAUACAGCUUAAUGUCCAGCGUCAGUCCGGCACAAAGAGCUUUUAUUAUUAGCGUUAUGUUAGCACCUCUAGGCCCCAUCUGCGAGGUGCUGUACAUACCCAUAGUGAGAGACAGGCCCCGCCCCAAGAGCCAGCAAUCUACAUAGACAAAGGGGAAACAGAGAGGAAAAAUGACAGGGUCAAGGUCAUAUAUCAUGCCAGUAGCAGAGCCAGGGAUAGACGCCAGGUCUCCUGCGGCCCAGGCUGGUGCCUUUCCCACUUUAAAUAUCCCCAGGGUGCUGCCUUCCAGCAGCCCUGAGCCUGCCCCUGCUUCAGGAGGCGGGAGCUUUGCCAUAUGCCGCAGCGGGGAGCCCAGAAUUCAGGCACAUUCCACACACAAUUAACUGCUCUGAAGACAGUGCCGUGGGCUCCUAUGAGAUGGAGCCAGCACCCCACUUGGGAGCAAAGGUUUCUAUUAAAAAAAGGAGGACUUGUGGCACCUUAGAUACUAACCAAUUUAUUUGAGCAUAAGCUUUCGUGAGCUACAGCUCACGUCAUCAGUUUCUAUUGUAAUCAGCAAUACGGCCUUCAUUGUGAUUGGCAAUCAGCUUCUUCCUUCACCUGGGUCCUUUCCCAGCAUUGUAGCCUUGAUGUAAACCCAGCUGCUUCCCUUCAUUUUCCCAUCAGGACUGAUGACAAAGGUCAUUAAUGGCUUGUCUCUCCCCCGCAAUAGGGAACAGGACACUGCCAUCAGCCCAGCUGGCGUCUGAGUGCUUUUUUUCAUCCAACGUCCCCAAGAGCUCCGCCAGUUUUACAGAACAAUUACAAACCAAGAUUGUUUCACUCACCACUGAAAUGCGGCCACCUCUGGGCCAGCACUCGGCAGCUGUUUAACAGCUGCAUGUCCACGCUGCACAGAAGUUUAAGGCAGGAAGUGAAGAAGGAUUUUUUAUCCACUUGUGACAGGAGAAUUUACGUUGGCCAAAUGUCUUUACCCAAGGUGGGAUCUGACAAUUAGUGCAACACCUGCCAUGGGAUUUUAAAUUCUUAUUCUGUAUUGUGGUAAUUAUGGACAGGACCCCAUGGAGCUAAGCACUGUACAAACAUGGAACAAAGAGAUGGUCUCUGCCCCAAGGAGCUGACAGUCUAAGCAAAUGACUACACGUGAUUGGGACCUCACUGUUAUCUCUUGUCUGCCAAAUCAACCACUGGGUCAGGCUCCCAGGUGCUGUAAAGCAGGUGUAGCGCCAUCCAGGGGGAGCCAAGCCAGUCUGCACCAGCUGAGUGCCUGGCCCACUGUGUGUCAGGGGAUGAAAAUAGAAUUGUUUGGAAAAGAAACAGAGAGCAUCACAAAUUCAUCAUUUUGCCUGGAGUUAGGCUGUGAUUAAGAUCCAACCUCCUCUCCCCACCUCCAACUUUUUCCUGAGUUAGAAUCUGAAAGCUCUUUACUUUGUGGUGCUGAAACUUUGGUUACUGGCUGGGAGGAGAAUCCCUGGAUCAUUUCAUUUAGAAUGUUAGAGCUCCUGGAUUCUAGAAUCUGGAGCCUUGUAGCACUUCCUGGGUUCUACCAUUCCAAGUCUUGCAGAAUUUUAAGGGCUACGUUCCAUUUAGGAGAAAGAAAAAGAGAAUUUUUUUUAAAGCUCUUUGAUGCUUAAAGAAUUUCCAUGGGAUUGUUUAACAGGUUGACAGUUAAAUUUAGCAACUAUAAAAAAUUCUUGUGGAGAAAUAGUCCCCUGGGUAGGGAGGCAGAUGUCACGGGGUGGGGGAGAGAACAGGCAGAGAAAGUGCAAAAGUAGAAGAGGGAAGAGGUAUUUGAGAAAGAACAUUAUAAAACCUGGAUGAUCUUUAGAAAAGUUCUAGACUUUUCCCAUUGCCCCAAACAUGUCUCUCUCCUAUCUCUGAGUCCUGGCUGCUGUGUAUGUGUGCCCCUGCCUUCUACCUGAGAGAGUCAGAAUAGGCCUUUUCUACUUCAGAAACCAGGUCACAUCGUGCGGCAUAAAAUCGAGGCCUUGACUUCAUGUGGUCAUUAAAACAAUGGCUUGCCCUUCUCUACCAUCUUUCUUCCAAGGAUCUCAAACAUUCUAUAACGAAGUCUGACAACUGUCUUGUGAGGCAGGCAAGAGAAAGCUUCACCAGCCACUGAAAUGCAGCCACCUCUGGAGUGGAACGCAGCACCUAGUCAACAAUGCACAACAACACUGUAUAACAGCUUCGCAUAUAAAGUGAAGAAGAAUACAGUAAAUUAUGGACAUGAUACGGGGUAUGACCAGAGUUCAGGUUUGAUCAGGAUACCAGAGUUACUCUUAGGAAGAGCACCAUGAGAUUUUUCAUGACAAGACGAGGUCAGAUCGAUUUCACCUGUACAGGCUGGAGCACACAAUAAAUACUCCCACACCUCCAGCCACACAGUACCUCUAGCCCCACGCUGGAGCCUUCAUUCCAUUCCUAUCCAAAGGGAAAAGCACGUGCCACAUAACUGCAAAUGCCACUCCAGUGAGCUAUCUACAGAUCUCCCACCUAAGUAGGAUGUAGGAUCAACCUGGCAUCUUCAGCACCAAAGGCACAGCCGCAUCCUAGUCAGUUAAAGGAGUCACUGCCUUAACUGCUAGUAUGAGCGGGCUCAGUAUAUAUUUAUAUGGACCAGUCACGGGAGGGGAACAUGACACACUUAGCCAGAGGGCUAGAUCCAGGCCACACCAGCUGUAGUCGUGGGCCUGAUUUUCAGUCAUGUUAAGUCCUCUUUACACUGGCUGAAAGUCAGUGUAGCAUAAUCUGCAGCCCCUCUGUGCUGCCAGAGCUGUGCAAAGGUGCCAAACAGCAUAACUGAGUGAAUCCAACCCAGAUAAAUUACACGAGGUUCCAACAAACAGGCAGGACCUGAUUCCCCAUUGCGCAGCCUCUCACACCAUCACUUACCCCUGGGCAAAGUGGGUGUGGCACUACAGAAAUAAGAAUAUUUUAUGCCCACUUUGGCCCUAGUGUAAAGGAUGUCACACUGGAAAUCUGGCCCAUAGGUGCUAUAUGAAGAUACAUUUACAACCCCCUCCCCCAGCCCAUAACUCCCCAAAGUGUCUUUCUGGUGUAAAUGUUUGAAGAAUCCGAUUACAAAAACUCCAGACUAGCGUUGUCAGAGGAACCUGGGUCUCACAUGGUCAGAUCCUACUGAAUUUCCUAUCUCCCAUUGCCCCCUUUGAGACACCCAAUUGCCCUGCCCCUGGCAUCGCCUUGGCAUUCUAGGUCUUGUGCCAACAAGUGAAACCGACAGGUUCUUUAAAGGUGGAGCCAUUGGGUUUGGGCGUCACAUCUGGAUUUUUGCAGCACUGAUAUUUUAAAGGUGUACUAGAGACUGAGAUGAAGGACCCACUGUGGAGAGGUCGAUAAGACAGCAAGAGUUCCCAACUCUGCCACUGUUGCCAAUGCAUGUGAUUUUAUCGUGAUUCUUGUGAUAGCUGGUGCUUUUCUUAAUGCCCCAGCUCCUGGAGUCCUGGGAUAAUAUAGGCAUCUCAGCUUUUGGGUUUUUUUUAGAGGACAUUUUCUAGCCCUUGUGGGUGGAGGGGCUAGAAAGUCAAAGUCGCUCCAAUGCGUCCCUAGAAGCUCAGUGGCCAGAAGGCAAAUAGAAAGGACCCAACUUUUAUUUAUUUUUUUAAAGUCAAUGUCAUGAGUUGUAAGCCAACUUCAUGAUUUUAGGGACCUGCCUCAUGAUUCCUGAAUGCUCAGGGCUGGCAAUGCUGUAUCCCUCCUGGUUCUGAAUGGUCAGCACUGGCUUAGAUGCAUUUGGGGCCUGAGUCUCAUUUACACUAAGGCCCCUUUGCACCAUUCUGGCUGCCGAAAAGAGUCUUAACGUGGCUGUAGCUGCAAAUUGCACUUUACGCUGCCAGGGCAGAGUGAGGGAGAAUCCAGGCCCCGUGUCUGUGAUGCUCAUAGGCAGAGCCUUGCUGCCUCCUGAGCUGAGCUCCUGUCUGGCUUUGUCACAGACGUAGAGUUGCUCCGAGGGCUUCUUUUCUUCUUUUCAAACGCUCGUCACGUGAAACAAAAGGGAAGGAAACAAUCAAACCCACAUCAUGCUCAAACCGAGGGCUUCUCGCUGUCUGGAAUCCCCGUGCUAAGAGAAGCAGCUUGCUAAGCCUUGAAUGGGACUGACCUUCCUGGUUCUUAGGACUGUUUGCAAAAGUCCACCCCCAUUCUGCAUGCGUCGCUCCCCAAGACAAAUGCUUCAGAGCUGUUUGCUUCUAAAAGAAAAGCAAUGUUACCCACCCAGCAGUUAAGAGAAACCCUACAAUAACAGCCCAUUGCACGCACCCCGGCACCGACAAGCAAACCACAGCGAACAGCCCAGCAUUCACAAGCAACCCUAUGAAAAUAAGCCACCGUGUGCAACCCAACGCUCAUGAGCAUCCCUACAAUAACAAGAAACCACUGCCUGCAGCCCGGCACGGGCAAGAAUCCAGAGGACGUUCAACCCCAUGGGAUGAGAACUGGCAUGGGACAGUCCCUGGACUUUCAGAGGUGGAUAGUGUCCUUUAACCUGCUUUGCUGUGCUUCUGUCUGCAGCUCCCAUCCAUCAAUCAGGCACUCCCGUGGUUAUGUCCUUUGGAAAGAGGGAAGCAGGAGUAUUGAAUAUUCUCCUGAUCCAUGUGACUCCUGGGGACACUACUCUCAUUUCCAGAGACUAUGGAAGUGUCUCAGAGCCCCCCCCCCCCCCAUGCCCUCAGGACCCCAUGCUGGCCUGGAUCUGCAGAAGGAGGGGGAUGGAGCAGAACGGUGUCUCCAUCACUUGGAAUCGGAGCAGACUGGGGCCACUGCUGUUCUGCCCGGCAGGGGUCCAGUCCACAGGACAGGGGGCUGGGAGAGCUUUCUGCUGUGUCUGCAAUCAUGGAUGUCUUGCCACAUGUACUGUGUGUCUGCCAUCAUCCUGCUAAUCCUAACAGCCUCGUGACAGGGCAGGGAAAAAAUCCGUGUGUAGGGAUGUAACAUAUGGGCAUGCAUGGAAACAAGCCUGGCACUCUGACCGAUAGCACGCCAUCUCUCAGUGUAUUCACGUGGGUGGGCGCAUGCACACAUGCAUUCACAGAUGUUCAGAUGCUUCCAAAGACAGGGGGUGUCUUAUCUUCUUUUAAACUGCUAUCAAAUAAGCAAAAGGGAAUUAAAUAAUCCCAUCUGCGCCUACGCAAAAUGGAGAGCAUCGGCACAUGCAUACACACUCAUACACGCACUGACACAUAUACACGCAUGUACACACCCAUAUACAUGCAUGCACAUAUAUAUAUAUGCAUGCAUAUCCAGACACACACAGAAACUACACUGGUUUCUUACAAGAACAGGGAUUGAGGAGACCAUGUAAGGAGUGACAAAGAGAGAGGUAAUAACAUGCUUUACAAUGACACAGAAACACCACACACACACACACACACACACACACACACACACACAUUCUUUAUAGUGUUUCUGUCUUACGGUAAAGCACCAUCAAAUACAGGAAUGGUGCUGUAUAUAUUAUUAUUAACAGCACGUAUUAAUCUAGCAUACAAUACUUCUAUAGAGAUAUAGCACCUCUCUUUGUAUAUAUACUAAGGUGUAUCUAGGCAGAUUUUAUAAUGUUACAUAUCUCUGUAUAAAUAUUGUGUUCUUUAUUAAUAGCUAUAUUAUAUAUAAGAGGGAGAGAGAUUGUAUGUAGUUAGAUCCAUAGAUAAUGCUUCUGCCUCACUCGUGCAGCUUUAGAGAUGUGUAAAAGUAUUGCAAUGAGGCUUUGGGUUUUGUUCAGAUAUCCCAGGACUCAGCCCUGGUUCACAAACCGGGGCCAAAUUUCAAGCCAGCCUGGGGUUUGUGGUGGAAGCCACGCUGGUGUUGAGUUUGGGGUUUUCCAAUCACACAACUCCAGAAGGCCAGGUGAAGCAUGUGGAGAAGAUGUUUUUGAGAAGCCCCAGGAGACCCCACAUUUUGGCGCUUCCCAUAGCUCCACUGCACAUAUUUCUUGAGCCACCGUAGACACACAGACUCAUGCUGUCUGUAUAUUGGAGGUGACGAGGUGGCGGAGUUGAGUGACACAAUCAGACGCUGUUGCCAUGUUAUCUAUUUAGCCCAAGGCUAGCUAGGUAACCCUUCCACCUGGAAUCAGAACUUUCCGCCCCUACUGAGAUUCUGAAGGGCUAAAGGCCAAUGGUUUCUACCUUUGUGAUGCCUUAGAAGCCAAGUCCACUUGGAGAUAGAUGGGCUCCAGCACGAGGGAGCCCAUGUGCUAAGUGGCCAAUGACGCCGGUGACUGCUAAGGCAAAACAGGGGUCGGGGAGUAGUUUUCGGCUCCCUCUCGGAGCCACAUUGUUGUAGAACUGGGCUGGUUUCUUGCCGAAACGGUGUCCAAAGUGAUGUAAUGUAAAGAUAGAAAGAUGGAGAAUGUCUCUGCUCUCCGUAUAAAAUAUCUAUUGAAAUAUAUAAAUCUCUAUAAAUGAAAUAUAAAUCUUUAUUUUAUUAGGGAGAUCUAACAGAACUACUGAGCACUUUGUUGUCGGAGGGUUGAGAAGUGGACACAAGACUCCAUCAAGGUCAAGGGACAAAUUCAGGGGAGCCAGGGCGAAAAUUUCAAUGCGAAAUGUUAUCCAAAUUUGAAACAUGCACAAAAAACCUGUUGAAAUGUUGGCAAAAACAUUCAUUGAAAUGCUGACACCAUUUUAUUGACAUAUGAAAUCUUGAUUUAAAAAAAUUGUUGCAAUUUAGAUGGAAAUUUUCAUUGAUAUCUGACAUUUUGACAAAAAAUUAAUUAAAAUGUCAAAAUUUUGAUUAAAAUGCUGACAUUUCAAUGGAGAUUUUAAUUGAAAUCUGGAAUUUUGACGAAAAUAAUUGUUGAAAUUUUUAUUAAAAUGUCAUUGAAAUUUUGAUGGAAAGUUUCACUGAAAUAUGAAAUGUUGACAAAAAUUGUCAUCGGAAGUUGAAAUGUUGACCAAAUAAAACAGGGAAAAAUGCAACACUUUCACAACAGUUUUCACUGUUCUCAGACCAACUCGAGAGCUCGGCGGCAGCUCAUAACAAAAUGUGAGAGGGAAAAACUACUACUGUUACUGAGCAAAACCCAGAUCUGAGCAAAAUGAUGGGGUGUAAGAAAUCUGCACCUAGUUGAGAAUUUUACAAUGAGAAUGUAUAAUGGACAUGCAAUCUGGGGCCUGAUAUACAGAUAUGAGCAUGGAUUUAUCUCGAUUUACCAACAUUUCCCCCACUUCUGAGCUGGCUUGAAUUCUGGGCGAAGUGUCCCUCGUCCCUUGAUAAACCCAUCUGCACAGCCACUGAUGGAAGCUGCUUUAUGAACGGCACAGAGCACGUUCCUUUGAGGAGGUAAAAGAAAGAGGGGACUUGCCCACUUAAGUUCGAUAUGAUAAUCAAACAUAAAACCUUGAGACACUGCUAAUUUUUUUCUAUCACUAUUCUGAGCUGUCGGUAGCCCCUCAGAGUCAGGGUGAGCUGUGAUGUUUUAACAAGGAGUUUAAUCCAAGAUUACCAGCAGCAGCAACAAAGCUGAUUUAGUGGCAUGACAAACUGAUAUCUGUACUUUGUAUAUGGACCUGCCGACAUACAGGCAUGUAUGUACACCGGCUUAGUGUUAAAGCAAACCUGCUACUGCUCAUUUAGUUCAUCUGGGUAUUAACAUAUUUGGUUUAAAAAGAAAAAAAAUCUAUGUUCAUUUUUGCCUGUUAAUUACGUACUGUACUGAAAAAAAUAUAAUAUAUAUAUAAUUAGGGAAGACGUGUUUUUAUCCACUGGAAGACUUCACAUGAAAAGUCUGAUUUUAUUGCGGGGGGGAGAAUGUUCUUCUAUUUUUUCUCUGUUUGGGAAAGAAAGUUACUAAAUAAAAAUAUUCAGAUUUUAAAAUC